This is a messenger RNA of Xenia sp. Carnegie-2017, 1005 nucleotides long. Its product is annotated as lysosomal Pro-X carboxypeptidase-like. NCBI's taxonomy places the organism in Eukaryota, Metazoa, Cnidaria, Anthozoa, Malacalcyonacea, Xeniidae. Gene Ontology annotation, biological process: proteolysis. The record is from RefSeq and is a predicted model, not a curated record. Bases 1 to 1005 code for a protein of 334 amino acids. The transcript has a single exon. Gene Ontology annotation, molecular function: serine-type exopeptidase activity; dipeptidyl-peptidase activity.
AUGACAUCUAGUGACACACUAAAACGUGGAAUAUUCAACUGUCCUUCGUGCGUCUACGAAACGAAAUGGUUCGACCAAAACGUGGAUCAUUUCACAUUCUUAAGCAAUGCCACAUUCAAACAACGCUAUCUUAUCAGUACGUCUCACUGGAAGCCGGGGAACGUCAUAUUCUUUUACUGUGGAAACGAGGCAAAUAUUGAACACUUCGCAAAAACAAUGGGUUUCCUGUGGGAGACUGCGCCCGAGUUUAACGCAAUGCUAGUAUUCGCCGAGCAACGCUAUCAAGGGAGUAGUAUGCCAUACGGAGUAAACUCCCUCUCGGGUUCUCAAUACACCGGAUAUUUGACCUCAUCGCAGGUUCUUGCCGACUACUCCAAGCUCAUAGACAAUAUCAAGUCAAAUGUGAGCGGUGCUCGCUAUAGUCCAGUUAUUGCUUUCGGCGCAUCAUUAGGAGGUCAGUAUGCUGCCUGGAUGAGGAUGAAAUAUCCAAGUGUAGUUGCAGGUGCAGUUGCAUCCUCGGCCCCAAUCUUCCAGUACUCUGCAGACUGUGGGACACAGUACUUUUUGGUGACUAAGGCCUUUGAAAAAGAGGGAGGCCACGAAUGUGUGGAAGUUAUACGUCGUUCUUGGGAUAUUCUUGACAGACUCAGUCGAAAUGAAGAAGGCUUGAAAUUUAUUUCGAAAACGUUUUCCCUAUGCGAAACGUUGAAUGAAUCAAAAGAAAUCUAUCAACUUCGCGACAAGUUGGCGCUAUCCUAUCUUUUCCUCGCCAUGGAGAACUAUCCUCACCCGACUUCCACGAAACCUCCGUGGCCCAUUAAGACGGUUUGUGGAAACAUCAAGAAUGUUAAAGACGACGAUAGAGAAUUGUUGCAGGAUUUAUCCAACGCUUUGUCGGUGUACUUCAAUCAUACGAGAAAGUUGAAGUGUCUUCAUUUACCAAAGGAUGGAAAGGAGUUCUUAGGUAAUGUCAAUGAUUUAGAACCCAAUCUUCUGGAUGUCUAA